This is a messenger RNA of Truncatella angustata, 1905 nucleotides long. RefSeq lists its product as uncharacterized. Bases 1 to 1905 code for a protein of 634 amino acids. The record is from RefSeq and is a predicted model, not a curated record. Lineage: Eukaryota; Fungi; Ascomycota; Sordariomycetes; Amphisphaeriales; Sporocadaceae. Gene Ontology annotation, molecular function: flavin adenine dinucleotide binding; N,N-dimethylaniline monooxygenase activity; NADP binding. The transcript has 3 exons.
AUGACGGCACAUGCUAAACCAGACAAAAUAGGUUGGAAUGGAUUAAUAUCUGCCAAGACAUAUCUAGACUUCAGGCCGUCUGCCAGCCUGGUCAUCAUCGAUGAGAACGUCACCGUCGGGGGAGUCUGGAGCGCCGAGAAGAUAUACCCAUCACUAUAUGCGCAGAUUAAAUACGGCCUAUUCGAAUACUCUUUCUAUCCCAUGCGGAAUGAGGGUAUCACCGAGGAUGGCUACAUCUCGGGAGACACCAUCCAUCGAUACCUAAACGACUUUGCUUUGGACUUUGAUCUCAUGCGAAGAAUCCGUCUGAAGACUACCGUCACCAACGUCUCUCGAACCACAUGGGGUGGAUGGCGCCUUGAACUUGCAGGAAAGGCCCCGGUCGAAUGUACCAAGCUCAUUUACGCUUCGGGAGCCACGUCGCACCCUGUCGUUCCCACUUGGCCAAAGGUGAAUUUCAACUCGCCUAUUAUCCACUCCGCAGAGACAGGAAAACAUCUCAAGGCGCUUGAAAAUAUCAAGUCGGCUACUGUCGUGGGAGGAGCAAAAUCUUCCUACGACACAGUAUUUCUCCUGUUAAAAGCAGGCAAGAAAGUCGACUGGAUCAUCCGGGAAGAUGGGUCUGGUCCGCUGGCUAUAAUGCCACCCACGCUGCUCGGGAUAGCUAACACGAUGGAUGUUGUGACGACCCGAUUUGUCGCCCUAAUGGGAUCUAGCAUUAUGAGCACCGAUGGUGCCGGCCACCAAUUCAUACAGAGAACAUACCUAGGACAGUUCAUUGCUUGGCUGUUCUGGAUUAUCGUGAACUGGAUCGCUGACAGGCAUGCCGGAUACUCCAAGUCGGAAAAUGCCAAGAAGCUAAGACCAGGGCCGGAAGGCAAUGGGAUCUACUGGGCCAAUGCUGGGCUAGGCGCUGCUAGUGUUCCCCUCUUCUGGAAGACUUUCCACGCUGGCAAUUGCACAGUUCAUAGAACGGAUAUCGACUCGCUUGGCGAUAACAACACUGUUACUCUCAAGGACAAGACACGGUACCAGACUGAUUUCAUGAUUCUCUGUACAGGAUUCGACAAGUCAUUCCAGGUCUUCAGCGAGCAGCUGCAGCAAGAAUGUGGAUUUCUACCCAACCCAGCGGAGCAGGGCAAAUGGGCAGAACUCGAUGCCAGGGCCGAGGAGACGGUGGAUGAAUUAUUGCCAGCCCUCAGAGUUUCUCCGUUCGGUCGAUCCAAAAGAUUCGAGAGAGAAGAGACGGCUGGAGGCCGCAAGCUACUGCAUGGGCCCAGUCGUCAUUAUCGGAGGCUGAUCGUCCCCUCGUUAGCUGCGAAGGGCGACAGGUCUGUGUUCUUCCCAGGAUUCAUCCACACAAUCUAUACGCCCAUGGUAUCCGAGGUCCAGGCCUUAUGGGGCGUUGCGUUCUUGAUGGGCUUGCAUGACCUGCCCUCACAGCAGAAGAUGGAACAGGAAGUGGCGGAAUGGAAUGCCUGGUCUCGUAAACGUUACGUGGCACAGGGUAAGAAACAUGCAUAUGCUAUUUACGACUUCCUUCCUUACAUCGACACGUUGCUCAGGGAUCUUGGAGUGAACCCUGACCGCAAAAAGUUCUCCUUGACCAGUCUGUUCACGCCAGCGUAUCCAAGCGAGUACAGGGGAAUAGCCAAUGAGUUUCGCAGGGCCAUGGCGAAAAAGCACAGGCUCACGAUGCCUGCAGCUGACGGCCCGUCGCCUGGAGCUAUCCCGGUGGGGACGCCAGAUUCGCGUACAAAGGCAGUCCAGGCUUCAGACGAAGUUGUUGACGAACAUGCCAAGGCAGCCGUUGCUGGGAACAGCAUCACAACCGGUAUUUCUUUAGAAAAGGGCCAUCUGUGGUCUAUUAAGUCGCUUGGGUUUGCCACCACGGGAAACGCUUGA